AUGAUAAUGGUGGCGAGGUGCCAUAAUGGGGUUUCAAAGAAGAGGUUUCAAAGAAGAGGUCUGGUGAGGGAGAAAGGGAGUGAAGCCUUCCGGGGAAAAAAGAGUGAGUUUCGCGAGAGUGGGGAGACGCGGGGGUUUGAGUAUGCAUUGUUUUCUCCCUUCACAUAUGCACUGCUACAUGUUUUCUUGUUGAGUGGGGCUCUCUACCCAGAGGAGAAUGAUUUGAUUGAGAGAUAG
This is a messenger RNA of Sphenostylis stenocarpa, 237 nucleotides long. Lineage: Eukaryota; Viridiplantae; Streptophyta; Magnoliopsida; Fabales; Fabaceae. The record is from the annotation of a GenBank genome assembly.